UCUUCUUCAUCUGUCUCAUCUGUGUGAAGCACUCAAAGUCUCAAACCCCAAUUCCAAUUUUCUGCAGAAAAGAGUGGAGCUUUGCCCAGAAAGGGAGCUAUGGACAGGCUGGUGCAACCAGACGUUAAAGAGGUUGACUUGGUCUUCAAGAAAGCCCAAAAGUGCACCUCCACGUUUCGAUUGACCAACCUCAUGCACACCAUGGCUGUGGCAGUGUCUCUCACCACCACAAACCCUUGUGCCUUCUCUUUCACCCAACCCUUCUCCAUCAUCCCACCGCUUUCUUCCUUGUCGUACACCCUCGUCCUGUCCCGGCCGUCGGAUCAACCCCCUCUCGCUUCCCCUCCCGAUGUCAUCACCGUCCGAUCGUCCAUGCUCCCCACCGGCAAAGCCCACCUCGACGAUCUCCGCCGUCUGUUUUCCAAGCCCGGACCCCACGUUUUCCGUGACGCCACCAUACCCGUCAACCUUGUGGGUCCCCACGUCGUCGAAUUCCUCAUUUCGCACCAUACCCAGAUCCCAGAAACCGAUUUCUUCUUCAAGAAAGCCAGUUCUGGGUGUACUGGGUCCCAGCUUACAGCCCUGCUGAGACCCGCUAUAGUAAAUGGUAAUGCAAAUUUGGUCACUGAUUUGAUUGAUGCUGGUGCUGAUGUGAACGAUAAGAAUUCAAAUCGGCUGUCCAUGAUUGGGUUGGCCGUUCGUGCCGGUCGUCUUGAUGUUUCGAAGAUUCUGAUAGCUUCUGGUUGUGAAAUUGAUCAUACGGCCGACAGGGUUUUGCACGAGGCGUCGGCCACGAACAGAGUGGAUUUGAUGGAGGUUCUGUGCGCAGCUUUUGGAGAUAUACAUGUGAAUUCGGUCGAUUCCGAUGGCCGGACGCCGAUUCAUGUUGCGGCGGUCAGGGGGUCUGUUGAGGCGAUAAGGUUUUGCGUGCGGCUUGGAGGGAAAGCUGAUGUCUUGGAUUGCAAUGGGUGGAGUCCGCUGCAUUAUGCGGCGGCGGAAGGGCAUUUGGAGGCCGUGGAGUGUUUGUUGGAAGGCUCUAAUGGGAAGUACGUGGUGAAUAAUGACGGGAAGACUGCUUUUGCGCUUGCCGUGGAGAAUGGGCAUUUGCAUUUGCUGGAUGUUUUGCAUUUGGGGGAUAGGCUGCAUAGGGCGGCGAGGGUGGGUGAUGUUCAUGGAAUGAAGAGUUGUCUUGCGCAAGGGACAAAUGUGAAUGGGAAGGAUCUGAAUGGUUGGACGCCUCUGCAUAGGGCUGCGUUCAAGGGUAGGAUUGAGUGUGUGAAGGUGUUGCUUGAUCAUGGUGCGCAGGUUGAUGUUGCAGAUGAUGCUGGUUACACGCCUCUGCGAUGUGCGCUAGAGGCGGGGCAUGUUCAGGUUGCGUCGCUAUUGAUUGCUCAUGGAGCUAAGGCGAAUGUGAAGAGCCGCAAAGGUGUGGUUUCUUUGGAUUUUGAUCGUUUCAAGAGUCACCCUUCUCUUGUUCAUCCUCUGUGUCAUGAGAAAGAACGAGCUUGAAUGGAAGACGGAUCUUCUGUUUUGUUCAACUUUGUUGUUAUUAAGUAUUGUCCAAUGUGUAUAUAUGGCUUUGUGAUUUCUCUCUAUAAAAUGUGGACUGCACUGAGUGGUUGGUGAGAAAGAGAAGAUGAUCCGCUUCCAACCAUGAUGGGCAUCUGUUUUAGGGAGGAUCAUAUUGCCCUUGAAUCUUCAAUCCACUAAUGUAUACUUUCAGGAUUUAUUUCACGAUUCCUAUGCAAUCAACUGAGAUUUUUGUUUU
Molecule: messenger RNA, 1768 nt
Organism: Corylus avellana
Lineage: Eukaryota; Viridiplantae; Streptophyta; Magnoliopsida; Fagales; Betulaceae
Product: protein VAPYRIN-LIKE
Biological process (GO): regulation of gene expression
Cellular component (GO): nucleus
Molecular function (GO): protein binding
Source: RefSeq, a predicted model, not a curated record